AACGUAUGUGUGUUCUUCUCGUACGACGUGGGAACUCUGCUUUCACCUUGUUCCUCUCAAAAACGUCCGUUUACAACUCAUUCCUCCCACGCGCUUCGUUACUACCUUCGCAAUAUCUCCUCUUCUUCUCCGCUGUCUCUUUCUCCCAAAAUCACAUUAGCGAUCAGUGAAGAGGAUACAAUAGAGAGAAACUAGAGAGCAGUGUGAUGACGUGGCGUAGUAGUCUCCGGUGAAGAGAUGUCACACGACGUUUUUCACGAGGCAACAAGUAACUAAAAACAUCUUCCUCCUCGAAGCGCACAAUGUCGACGACCAACACUCCCACGGCGGCUCAGCAACAACAACAACAACAAACGCCGCCACCUCCUCCGGCGAUAACGACGGAGGAGCUAACGGCGAAGGCUCUGAACAAGAGAUACGAAGGCUUAACGACGGUGAGGAACAAAGCAGUGAAAGGCAAAGGCGCGUGGUACUGGACUCACCUCGAGCCAACGCUCGUGCGCAACACCGACACUGGCCUCCCCAAAGCCGUGAAACUCCGCUGCUCCCUAUGCGACGCCGUUUUCUCCGCCUCCAACCCUUCCCGCACCGCCUCCGAGCAUCUCAAACGCGGCACGUGCCCCAACUUCACCUCCUCCGUCGCUACUCCCGUUUCCGCCGUCAGCCCCUCCUCCUCCUCUUCUCCUUCUCAUCACCGGAAACGACACUCCUCCGGCGCCGUUCCUUCCCGGCUCAAUCCUCCUCCUUCUUACCACGUGACGCCGAUAACCGUCGUCGAUCCGUCGAGAUUCAGCGGCGGAGAGUCGCCGUACUCCGCUCCGCCGCCGCCGCGAUUGAUGCUUUCCGGCGGAAAAGACGAUCUGGGUCCGUUGGCUAUGCUCGAAGACAGUGUGAAGAAGCUCAAGAGUCCUAAGCCAUCGCACACGCAGUCUCUCACGAGAUCGCAGAUUGACUCGGCGCUGGACUCUCUCUCCGACUGGGUCUUCGAGUCUUGCGGCUCGGUCUCUCUCUCGGGUCUGGAGCAUCCAAAGUUUCGAGCUUUUUUGACCCAAGUCGGUUUACCGAUCGUCUCCAAGAGAGACUUCGCCACGACGAGACUUGAGUUGAAGUACGAGGAAGCGAGAGCCGUGUCGGAAUCGAGAAUCCGAGACGCGAUGUUCCUCCAAAUCGCAUCCGACGGGUGGAGAGAGAGUCUGGUGAGUUUGGUCGUGAAUCUACCCAACGGGACGAGUGUUUACAGAAGAGCGGUUCUAGCGAACGGAGCCUUGCCGGCUAACUACGCGGAGGAGGUUUUGUUGGAGACGGUUAAGGGCAUUUGCGGAAAUUCACCUCAGAGGUGUGUUGGGAUAGUCUCCGACAAGUUUAAUAACAAAGCGCUCAAGAGUCUCGAGAGCCAGCACCAGUGGAUGGUGAACUUGUCUUGUCAGCAUCAAGAGCUCAAGAGCUUGAUCAAAGACUUUAUUAAAGAGCUGCCUUUAUUCAAAUCCGUCUCGCGAAACUGUACGAGACUCGCUAAGUUCACCAACGACACGGCGGAGAUACGUCACGCGCACCGUAAGUAUCAGAUGCAAGAGCACGGCGAAUCGAUAAUGCUACGGGUGCCUUUGCAUUGCAAGGAUUGUGUCUUUGAGCCCUUGUUUAAUCUCCUCGGGGAUGUGUUGAGUUCCGCUAGAGCGAUUCAUUCGGUGAUGCAUGAUGAUACUUGUAAAGCUGUUUUGAUGGAGGAUCACACGGCUAGGGAGGUUAGAGAGAUGGUCGGAGACCAAGGGUUUUGGAACGAGGUGGAGGCGGUUCACGCUUUGAUCAAGCUUGUUAAAGAGAUGGCUCGGAGGAUAGAGGAAGAGAAGCUGCUCGUUGGGCAGUGCCUCCCUCUAUGGGACGAGCUACGAGCUAAGGUUAAAGAUUGGGACUCUAAGUUCAACGUAGGGGAAGGACAUGUGGAGAAGCUUGUGGAGAGAAGAUUCAAGAAGAGUUAUCACCCGGCUUGGGCUGCGGCCUUCAUACUCGACCCCCUUUACUUGAUAAGAGAUAGUAGUGGCAAGUAUCUUCCUCCGUUCAAAUGUUUGUCGCCGGAGCAAGAGAAAGAUGUGGAUAAGUUGAUAACAAGGCUUGUGUCUAGAGACGAGGCACACAUUGCGUUGAUGGAGCUUAUGAAAUGGAGAACCGAAGGGCUUGAUCCAAUGUAUGCAAGGGCGGUUCAGAUGAAAGAGCGUGACCCGGUUACUGGUAAGAUGAGGAUAGCUAAUCCUCAAAGCAGUAGGCUUGUUUGGGAGACGUAUCUUAGUGAGUUCAGGUCACUAGGGAAAGUUGCGGUAAGGCUCAUUUUUCUCCAUGCAACUACUUGUGGGUUCAGAAGCAAUUCUUCUCUCUUGAAAUGGGUAAGCUCGCAUGGGAGGUCUCAUGCAGCUAUGGAUAGAGCUCAGAAGAUGAUCUUUAUAUCGGCUAAUUCGAAAUUCGAAAGAAGAGAUUUCUCUAAUGAGGAGGAUAUGGAUGCUGAGCUGCUUGCUAUGGCUAAUGGUGAUGAGAAUUUGCUAAAUGAUGUUCUUGUGGACACAUCCUAGGUGUGACAUUUUUCCAAUUUGAAAAUCUUGUUUUUGAUCAGUUUUGUCUAAGCUUAGUUUUCCCAUUAGAGUUUUGCAUCUUGUAGGAUUGUUUGGAUUCUUUUUC
This is a messenger RNA of Brassica oleracea var. oleracea, 2667 nucleotides long. RefSeq lists its product as uncharacterized. Bases 303 to 2561 code for a protein of 752 amino acids. The record is from RefSeq and is a predicted model, not a curated record. The transcript has a single exon. NCBI's taxonomy places the organism in Eukaryota, Viridiplantae, Streptophyta, Magnoliopsida, Brassicales, Brassicaceae.